Phlebotomus papatasi is the source of this 4155-nucleotide messenger RNA. RefSeq lists its product as uncharacterized. Gene Ontology annotation, biological process: cellular response to peptide hormone stimulus; cortisol metabolic process; glucocorticoid biosynthetic process. Gene Ontology annotation, molecular function: iron ion binding; heme binding; oxidoreductase activity, acting on paired donors, with incorporation or reduction of molecular oxygen. The transcript is spliced from 14 exons. Gene Ontology annotation, cellular component: mitochondrial inner membrane. The coding region runs from base 343 to 4080 and encodes 1245 amino acids. Lineage: Eukaryota; Metazoa; Arthropoda; Insecta; Diptera; Psychodidae. The record is from RefSeq and is a predicted model, not a curated record.
UUAAAGAACUCAGCUACAAUAAAAGAUAAGGUCUUUGAACUUUAAUUUGGCAAUCUGAAGAAAUUUAUCUUUUAGGAAAAAAUUGAUAAGGGUAAAACACAUGCCAUCAUCAAAUUUUUACUUAUUUCACUUAUUUACUAAAAUCUUUUUCAAAGUAUUAGUGAGAUUAGGUAUUAUCUACGCGAGACAUUAAAUAUAUUUUCGUGACCAAGUAUAUCUUCACAUAAUGUACAAUAACUGAUAAUAAGAACACCGUCUAUUUCGUAUGUUUUCAUGCACUUUUUAAGCGUGAUUACUGAUUAGUUGUUUAAGUGCCAUCAAAUAAUAAAGACUAUAUUGAAGAUGCUAAUUUUUCGUGCAAAUGUUCAUCGUUGUAUUUAUCAGCAUAGGUUCUUUUCUGCUCUAGCGACAAAGUCAAUUGCAUCGGAUUUCAAUGAUAAAGCCAUUGAAGAAAGUUGGAAGAUUGCCAAGUCCUAUGAUAGUAUACCGGGACCUUCAACAUUCAACCUCAUGAGAAGUUUCCUUCCAGGAGGAAGAUUUAAGUCAAUGAAAUUUUCUGAAGUACAUCAACAUUUAACCAGUGACUAUGGACAAAUUUACAAAUUGAAAGGAUCUUUCGGAAAAAGGGAUAUCGUUGUGGUCAAUGAUCCGAAGGAUUUUGAAAUAGUAUUCCGAACCGAAGGUACUUUUCCAUUAAGAAGAGGUCUGGAAAGUCUCUCUUACUAUCGCAAAGUACAUAGAAAAGAAAAAUUUCCUGUCACAUUUGGGUUGGUUAUUGAACAAGGACCAGAAUGGUGGAACCUACGACACAAAGUCAACAAUGUCAUGAUGAAGCCUCAAGUUACCAAGGAAUAUACAUCAGCUGUUGAUGAGAUUGCCAGAGACUUUGUAAAAAAACUUCACAACCUGAGAGACUCAAAUCUAGAAACUCCAGCAAAUUUUCUAUAUCACAUGAAUAUUUGGGCCUUAGAAUCGAUUGCCUACAUCACAAUGAAUAUGAGAUUGGGUCUUUUGGAUGAGAAACCCAAUGAAAAUGUGGAUAAAUUAAUGAUGGUCUUGAAGGAAUUCUUCCAGAUACUGUAUGAACUUGACUUCCAACCUUCAUUGUGGAAAAUCUACAAGACGCCUAAAUUCAAUCGUUUUAUUGAAAUUUUGGAUUUUAUGCACGAUUUUGUAGGACAAUUAGUGCACAAAGGCCUCGAAAAUUUAAAGGAGAAGAAAAUGAGAGAACAAACCAAUAACGAAGAAAAAGGAGUCUUGGAAAAAUUAUACGAUAUUGAUAAGGACAUAGCUGUUCUUAUGGCACUCGAUUCUCUUAUAGCCGGUGUUGACACAACCUCAGCUGCAGCUUUUAUGGUCAUUUAUAGCUUAGCAAAUAAACCGGAAAAACAGGAUAUUUUGAGAUCGGAAUUGCUGAAAAUCCUUCCCGAUAAAUCCUCACCCCUAACAGCAGAUAAGAUGCGCAACAUGCCUUAUCUAAGAGCUUGCAUUAAGGAAGCUCUGAGAUUGAUGCCUGUUACAAUAGGGAAUAUUAGAUCAACUGGACGAAAUAUCGUACUCAAAGGAUAUCAAAUUCCCAAAGAUAUCGAUGUGUUUAUGCACACACAAGCCGUUCACAUGGACAAAUAUUAUUUUCCUGAGCCGGAUGCCUUCCUUCCCGAAAGAUGGUUAAGAUCAUCUGGAAAACACGAAAACUACAAUCCGUUUACUUAUCUUCCCUUUGGAUUUGGUCAUCGAAUUUGCAUUGGACGGCGCUUUGCUGAACUUGAAAUUGAAUCCCUUGUAACAAGAUUAGUAAGGAAUUACUAUGUGGAGUGGCAUCAUCCACCUCCUGAAAUACAUUCUUCGACCAUCAACAUGCCCGUGGGAGACUUGAAAUUCCGAGCUUUCGGAAAGAGAGAUGCCCUCAUAUUGCAUGAUCCGAAAGAUUAUGAAAUUGUCUUUCGAACUGAGGGUAAUUUCCCAAUGAGACGCCUAUUCGAUACUAUAGCCUACUACCGAAAGGAACACAGAAAAGACAGAUUCGCUAAAUCUGCUGGUCUAUUGAAUGAACAUGGACAAGCAUGGUGGGAUCUUCGGCAUAAAGUUAAUGGUGUGAUGAUGAAGCCACAAAUUACAAAAGGAUACACAACUACUGUUGAUGAAGUAGCAUCUGAUUUUGUGAAAAAAUUACACAAUUUGAGAGAUUCUAAUUUGGAUACACCAUCUGAUCUUCUCUAUCAAUUGAAUCUUUGGGCAUUGGAAUCAAUCUCUUACAUCACAAUGAACACUGACGUGUUAAUGCCCGGUGAGCUAUUCUACAAAAAUGAUUACUAUUUCCCAGAAGCAAAAUCCUUCCGUCCGGAAAGAUGGUUGAGAUCCGUAGAAAAGCAUGAGAAUUAUAAUCCAUUUACAUACAUUCCAUUUGGAUUUGGAAGUCGAAAUUGCGUUGGUCGACGCUUUGCAGAAAUGGAAAUUGAAUGCCUUGUAACGCGAUUGGUGAGGAAUUACCAUCUGGAAUGGCAUCAACCACCACCAAAAAUACGUUCAACAACCAUCAACAUACCCUAUGGAGAUCUCAGACUGCGUCUCAAAGAAAUUGGAUUCCAGGCCACGGCAGCUGAUUACAGUGAGGAAGUGAUUGGAGAAACUUGGAAAACGGCUAAACCCUACGGAAGCAUACCCGGACCAUCGACGUAUAAACUUUUCCGAGGUUUUUUACCUGGUGGAAAGUUUCAUUCAAUCCCACUAAGUACUGUUCAUGAUAAUUUUAAAAAUGAAUAUGGACCAAUUUACAAGAUGAAUGGAUCUUUUGGCAAGAGGGAUGUUAUUGUAUUGCAUGAUCCGAAAGAUUUUGAAAUAAUUUACCGAACUGCGGGGCCUCUCCCAUUGAGAAGAGGCUUUGACUCCCUAACAUACUACCGAAAGCAAUACAGAAAAGACAGAUUCGCUAAAUUUGUUGGCCUUUUGAAUGAACAAGGACAAGCAUGGUGGGAUCUUCGGCAUAAAGUUAAUGAUGUCAUGAUGAAGCCACAAAUUACAAAAAGAUAUACAACAGCAGUUGAUGAAGUGGCUAGAGAUUUUGUUAAGAAAAUUCAUGAAUUGAGAGAUUCUAGUUUGGAAACUCCAGCCAAUUUCUUAUAUUAUCUGAAUAUUUAUGCAUUGGAAUCAAUCGCUUACAUCACAAUGAAUAUACGAUUGGGACUCUUAACUGAUAAACCUGAUGAAGAAGUUGAAAAAUUUACGAAAAACUUUAAAAGUUUUUUUAAAUUGAUGAAUGAACUUGAUUUUCAACCAUCUAUUUGGAAAAUCUAUAAGACACCUAAAUUUAAUCAAUUUAUACAGGUCACGGAUGAAAUGCAUGAUACUAUAGAGAAAUUUGUGGAAAAAGGCUUAGCCAAUUUGAAAGGAAAUAAUGCAGAAAAGGGUAGCAAUUCAAGAGAGGAGAGCGUUCUGGAAAAAUUAUACGAUAUUGAUAAAGAUAUUGCAGUACUUAUGGCGGUGGAUUCUAUCUUAGGUGGUGUUGAUAGCACAGCUGCAGCAUUGUUUUCAGUUCUCUACAAUUUGUCAAUUAAUCGAGAAAAACAGGAGCUUUUGAGAUCAGAAUUAUUGCCAAUAGUUCCUGAAAAGGAUUCAAUUCUAACAUCUGAUAACAUGAAGAACUUGCCAUAUUUAAGAGCUUGUAUUAAAGAAGCAAUGAGGCUGAUUCCAGUUUUUAUUGGAAAUAUUAGAACAUCUGGGCAAGAUGUUGUUCUUCAGGGAUAUCAAGUUCCUAAAGAGACUGAUGUGCUUAUGCUCUUUGAGACGCUUCACCUUAAUGAAAACUACUUCCCUCAAGCUAAAUCAUUUCUUCCCGAAAGAUGGCUGAGGUCCACGGAGAAGUACGAAAAACACAAUCCAUUUGCUUACCUUCCAUUUGGAUUUGGAAGUCGAAAUUGCAUUGGUCGACGCUUUGCAGAAAUAGAGAUUGAAUGCCUUGUAACGCGAUUGGUAAGGAAUUACCAUCUCGAAUGGCAUCAUCCACCACCUAAAUAUAUCGCAAUGGCCAUUAAUAUACCAGACGGAGAUCUUAAGCUGCGCCUCAAAGAGUACCAACCAUAAGAGAUGUGCUUGUAUUUUAAGGUAACCGACUGGAAAAAUUUGCUCAAAAAUCGGUUGUGAUAAGAUUGUGUUAUC